AGCAGCCUUGGAACGGAUCCGCUGUGCUUCACGGUUGCCUCACAACACGAAAGCAGAGUCUUAGCUGAAUGGUAUCUACGGGGUGAAGAUUCUUUAUUAAAUCAUGGGGCGUUUAAUGACCGUGGCGACUUGCUCGCUUAAUCAGUGGGCACUUGACUGGGAGGGUAACCUCGCGAGAAUUAAAGAGAGUAUACAUGAAGCUAAAGCUCGGGGAGCCACUCUUCGUGUCGGACCAGAACUCGAGGUCUGUGGCUAUGGCUGUCUGGAUCACUUUCUCGAAGGCGACCUGUAUCUCCAUUGCUGGGAAAUGCUCCUCAAUAUCUUGAAUGAUGCAUCUUGCCAUAGCAUACUCCUUGACAUUGGGAUGCCAGUCAUACAUCGCAACAAUAGGUUCAAUAGUCGAAUAAUCGCCCUAAACGGAAAGAUUAUCCUGAUCCGACCGAAGUUAUGGCUCGCCAAUGACGGCAACUAUAGAGAAAUGAGAUACUUCAUCCCCUGGGGACGUCCGACCCAUGUUGAGGAAUACUACCUUCCUCGAUUGAUUGCUAACGUACAAGGGAGCCAGAAGGUUCCCAUAGGAGACGCUGUGAUUUCAACUCCGGAUACAUGUUUCGGAGCAGAGACAUGCGAGGAGCUGUUCACACCAAAUUCACCCCACAAUGCCAUGGGUCUGAACGGCGUUGAGAUAUUUACAAAUUCUUCUGGCAGUCACCAUAGUCUUCGCAAGUUGGACACUCGAAUCUCUCUCAUUCAGGAAGCUACACGCAAAAACGGCGGCGUCUAUCUGUACUCAAACCAACAAGGUUGUGAUGGCGACCGCUUGUAUUACGACGGAUGUGCCAUGGUCAUCAUCAACGGAGAAAUUGUAGCCCAAGGCUCUCAGUUCUCUUUGAACGACGUCGAAGUUGUCACAGCAGUUGUCGAUAUCGAGGAAGUUCGAGCCUACAGGUUUGCGCCAUCACGAGGUCUCCAGUCCCUUCAAGCACCGACUUAUCAACGAAUCGAGACCACCUUUAGUCUUUCUAGUGGGGACAGCGAUUUUGAUCCUAAUGUGACUCCGUCAAGGCAUCAAAGCCUUCGAGUCCACAAACCGGAGGAGGAGAUAGCACUUGGACCUGCAUGCUGGUUGUGGGACUACCUGCGCAGGAGCAAAGCUGCAGGCUUCCUCGUUCCUCUUAGCGGAGGUAUUGAUUCCUGCGCCACGGCCGUCAUUGUCUUCAGUAUGUGUCGGAUCAUCAUGGAUGCUCUUAAGAAUGGAAAUACCCAAGUGAAAGCGGACGUACAACGCAUUGCUGGUGCAUACGAGGCAGAAGACUGGUUCCCCAAGACGCCCCAGGAACUCUGUAACCGCAUUUUCCACACCGUGUACAUGGGCAUGGCUGCGCAGUCGUCCAAAGAAACUCGCUCACGCGCUGAACGACUUGCAAAGGAUAUCGGCGCGUACCACACAGACAUGAACAUCGACGAUGUCUUCCAUGCAGAGAAAGGACUUCUCACACAAGCAACCGGCUUCGAGCCACAAUUUAAAGUGCAUGGUGGAGCGGUUUCCGAGAAUCUCGCUCUUCAGAACAUUCAAGCACGGACGCGUAUGGUGACGGCAUACUAUUUCGCACAGAUGCUGCCGACGGUCCGGAAACGUCCUGGCGGUGGUGGGCUGCUCGUCCUUGGAUCAGCGAACGUUGAUGAAUGCCUCCGAGGCUACCUGACCAAGUAUGACUGCAGUAGUGCAGACAUAAAUCCCAUCGGCAGUAUUUCCAAAACCGACCUAAAGCGCUUCAUCCACUGGGCUUGUUCCGAAUUCAGUCUCCCCAUCCUAGACGAAUUCAUCGACGCAAUCCCAACUGCCGAACUAGAGCCCAUAACCCACGACUACGUGCAAUCUGAUGAAGCCGAUAUGGGGAUGACGUACGACGAGCUCAGCAUCUUUGGCAAGCUACGUAAAGAAGCGAAACUAGGUCCCUAUGGCAUGUUUCAACGCCUGCUGCAUGACUGGCGAGAUAAGUGCUCGCCAAGCGAGGUUGCGGUUAAGGUUAAGCGGUUUCAUCAUUUCUAUGCGAUAAACCGCCACAAAAUGACAACCAUGACACCCGCCUAUCACGCCGAAGGCUACUCACCUGACGACAAUCGCUUUGAUCUCCGACCGUUUCUGUAUCCCGCGUUCUUCGAGAGUUGGAGCUUCAAGCGGAUCGAUGAGGUUGUUGCGCAGUUGGAGAAAGAGGGGGGUGUGAAUGAAUAGGGGAAACUAGGCUAGAAAUUUGCAUCAUGUUGAUGAGCGAGCUGAUUCUAGUAAGAGGCUAGGUGGUUGGGGUUUAUUUUGGCUUUGGUACACGUUAUCUAAUAGCAUACUGGGGAGAGUAAGAAUGGAUAGGGGUUGCUUAGGGCGGAAAUGUGCCUACUGUUGCCUUUCUCGCUAAUUCCAGCAAGAGGU
This is a messenger RNA of Lindgomyces ingoldianus, 2428 nucleotides long. Its product is annotated as glutamine-dependent NAD(+) synthetase with GAT domain-containing protein. The record is from RefSeq and is a predicted model, not a curated record. Gene Ontology annotation, molecular function: NAD+ synthase (glutamine-hydrolyzing) activity; glutaminase activity; ATP binding. The transcript has 12 exons. NCBI's taxonomy places the organism in Eukaryota, Fungi, Ascomycota, Dothideomycetes, Pleosporales, Lindgomycetaceae. The coding region runs from base 104 to 2236 and encodes 710 amino acids. Gene Ontology annotation, cellular component: cytoplasm. Gene Ontology annotation, biological process: NAD+ biosynthetic process.